AUGUUGAAUAUGGAAGAGAGUAGAAAGUUCUGCGAUAAAAGGAGUAACUGCUUUGUCAAAUUCGACUGCUACGGAAACGGAUCAUCAAUCGGAGCAGUUCCGGUGAAAAAUUGUGUGCGAAACGAGUUUGUUCAUCCGUCGAACACUUGCGACAAAAGUCGCCUAGAUUCAGCGCAAUUUUGUCAUAAUACGGAUCCGAUGUUGCACUCCUUUGCUUUUACCAACCAUUGCCCUGUGUCACAUGUACCCAAGGGAUACGAACAAGCACGCAAGCAAGAAUGCUGCGAACGAAAACGUCACCAAACUCCCGAAAAAACUGUGAGAUGUUACGUUGCCGAUUUCAGUUCAAUCGAGGAGUACGAAUUAUAUAUACGAAUCCAUACGAAGGGCGUGCUCACACCGGACCGAAAUCGAAAAUACCGACACAUGAUCAAAUACAGAUUGCCAGAAAAGUGUUGCGCUUAUCUGUGA
Messenger RNA from Oikopleura dioica, 471 nucleotides. The record is from the annotation of a GenBank genome assembly. Lineage: Eukaryota; Metazoa; Chordata; Appendicularia; Copelata; Oikopleuridae.